Rotaria socialis is the source of this 5775-nucleotide messenger RNA. Lineage: Eukaryota; Metazoa; Rotifera; Eurotatoria; Philodinida; Philodinidae. The record is from the annotation of a GenBank genome assembly.
AUGGAUUCGAUUGGUAUUAGAAAUGAUUUCGGGAGAGCACGCGGUAAUCGUGCAAUCUUAGACGAUAGAAGAUCACGUGACAAAUCAAACAUACCUGCGCUAAUUCCUCAUGCGCCAUAUACAUCAACAGGCUCUUCAAGUAUUUAUCAUCGAAGAGCUCGUCCACUACCGUCAAUACCUACAACAAAUGUUGCAACACUAAGAAACGCUAUUGAAACAGGCCACAUGAAUGUAUCAGUAGGAAAUAAUAAUCGAAUGCGGUCACCAAGUCGUCAUAGUCAAACAUUACUUGAACGAACAACAAGAAACAAUAAUUCAAUAAAAAAUAAUGUUGUAAAUAAUUCAACAGUACAAGAUGUACCAACUAAAACAGUGACUGUUUAUACUAUAGCAUCUGUACCUCAAUCGAAGAAUAAUGAUGUGGAGGAAUCUGACGUGUUAGAAGGUUCAAUAAAUGUAAAAAGUACGAACCCUACUAUACCAUCAGUAAAUGAACCAAGUUUAAAAAAUGGUGGAUUAUGUGGUCUUCAAAAUUUGGGAAAUACUUGUUUUAUGAAUUCGGUGCUUCAGUGUUUGUCAAAUACAAAGCCACUUUUAUUAUUUUGUUUAAAAGAUAAUCUUAAUGAUCAUUUAAACAAAUCAUCAACAAGUGUUAUGAAAGGAGCUUUAAUGACAGAAUAUGCAAAUUUGAUUCGUAAAAUGUGGCUUUUACCGGUGGAGGGUCGGUCAGUUGUUAGUCCAUCAAGAUUUAAAAGUACCAUUGGAAAUUUUGCUUCACGCUUUACUGGUUACUCAGAACAAGAUUCACAAGAAUUUCUGAGAUAUCUUUUACAAGGUCUUAGCGAAGAUGUUAAUCGAGUACAGAAAAAGCCGGUUCCAUUAAUUAUUGAUGAAAAACAAGACGAACUGAAGAAAGAAAAAGAUCGCGCUACAACAAGCUGGGAUCGUUGUUUACGUUAUGAGAAUAGUCCUCUUGUUGAUAUCUUUGCUGGACAAUUAAAAAGUACUCUUGAAUGUUGUCACUGUGGAUAUCAAUCGAUAACAUUUGAUAUGUUUUGGGAUUUAUCAUUACCUCUACCACGUGAUAGAUCAUCGACGAAUCUACAAGACUGUAUUCAACUAUUCAUGAGUAAAGAAGAACUUGAUGGUGACGAAGAACCAAUGUGUAAUAGAUGCAAGAAAAAACGACCGUGUACAAAAAAAUUAUCAAUUCAAAAGUGUCCGGAAAUACUGGUUCUUCAUUUAAAGCGUUUUUCACAGAUGCGUGGCAGAACUAAAUUGAAUACACAUGUAGAUUUUCCAAUAACGAAUCUUAGACUUGAUCACUUAAAAGAUGUUAUGUCUAGCAGUUAUGAGGAAUGUGUGCCGACAUAUAAUUUAUUUGGUAUAUCAAAUCAUAGUGGCACAGUUUAUAGUGGUCAUUAUGUAGCUCAAUGUAAACAUCCAUUUACACAUGAUUGGCAUGAAUUCAAUGAUUCAUCUGUUCAUUUUAUCAGCGAUACUUCAAAUUUUAAUUUAAAAAAAAUGAAGAUUCCUAGUUUUAUUUCCGACAGUGUUAAUAUCACUUAUCAAUAUUUAAUAACUCGAGAUGGAUUUCUAAGUCAAAUAUUUGGAGAACAUUUGGAAAAUACAAUUGUUGGAUUUUGUUUAUUAAUUGUUGUUUUUCUCCUUUAUUAUCUCAUUCGACGAUCUCAAGCGAAAGUUCGAUCAAAUGAAAAUACAAACCGAUUUCGUAAACGUGAUAAAGUAUUACAUUAUGGAAAACGAUUCCUUCGAACGGUGCGAUCAUACUCAUCAACAGCUCGAAAUCGAAUUCGACGUAAAAACAAAAGACAAUCUCAUCAACAAAAACCAGGUUCAGAAUCAAACUAUAGAUUACCACGUAAACCUCCUGAAUUUUUACUUGAUACUGAUGGAGAUACAACAAAUACAUCAAAUCAAUAUCAUAUUCCGUCUGAAAUACUCUAUUUAUUAAAAAGUGUUAAAGUUUUUGGUCAUUUUGAACGGCCCAUUUUUCUUGAACUAUGUAAAUCUUUGGAAAGUAAAUUAGUGCUAGCUGGUGCUUAUCUUUUUCGUAUUGGCGAUGCUGAUGAUAGUCUAUAUGUUGUACAAAAGGGACUUUUACAUGUAUUUAUAACUGACGAAAGACAUCAUCGACAUUUAAUAAAAGAAUGUGUUGAAGGUGAUACAGUAUUUUCUCUAUUAAGCAUGGUCGAUGUAAUGACUCGUCAAAGCAAACCAUUUAAAACUGUUAGUUGUAAAGCAAUUGAAGACAGUGUUGUACUCAAAUUACCAGCCGAAGCUUUUCUUAAUGUAUUUAAAGAAUAUCCUGAAUGUAUGGUUCGAAUUAUUCAAAUAUCGAUGAUUCGACUUCAACGUGUAACAUUCCUGGCCCUUCAUAAUUAUUUGGGUCUAACCACUGAAUUAACUCAUUCAAUUUAUAUUAAUCCACAAUUUCAACCUACACAGGAUAAUCAUAGCCAUAAAUUAAAUAAUCAACGACGCCAUAGCCAUUCCAAUGUUAGUGUUCAUGGCGCAGAUAUUUCAAAGGAUGCAUUAAAUAAUAUUGAAGAGGAUUUAAUUGAUAAUGAAAAUAUACAAUCGUCAACAUCUGUUACAAUUGCAUCAUGCAAUUCGCCAUCAUCCUAUGAAACUCAAACAACACCAAUAUCUGCAAUGAAUGAUAAUAAAAAUGAAUUUGAAACUAUGGAAGUACCAUCGAGUACUGAACCAACAGUAUCCAUGGCAGUACCAACACAAACGCGUGCAGCUAAUUUUUGUAAUCAACGAUCCAUGAGUGUUAUUGAAAGUCGUCAUAUGAAACCAGAUUUCGAAGAAGCAGCAGCCCGGGCGCGUGUGAAAAACUCGUUAGAUACAACAUUUUUUGAAAAACAUAAAAUAAGCUAUCCAAAUGUGUCAAAUAAUCGAGCAACGAAUUCAUCGACUGCGCGGCGACGUGGAAGUUUUUCUGAUCCUGACAAUGCAAAUAUUUAUUCACGAUCAUUAGGAUCAGGUAGUGAUAGCGGCGGAAGUGAAUAUAAUGAAGGAAUCGAUGAUUCAGAUCUUCAAGUUGACUGGCCACAAAUUCGAAACGCUUUAGCAAAAGCACUCGGUUUCGAAGGAGACUUAGCGUUCCUUGAUGAUAAAGUUCAUUUACAUCGUCUACCUGAUAGAUAUACAUUAGUCAAAGAAGGUGAACAGUUGAAUAAAUUAUUUUUUGUCAUCCAUGGCUCCAUAUCAGCUUAUAUGAAAGAAAUCAGUGAUCCAAAAAAAGAACGUGUGAUGUUCACAAAUCAAGCUAAUGAAAUAAGUGGUCUUGUCAGUGUUCUUACUGGAGAACCAACAUUGUUUUCAUAUCGUACUCAUGGUUUAACAGAUAUCUGUACUAUAACAAAAGAAAAUUUUUAUGAACUGAUGCGUGUUCAACCAAAUCUUGUUUUACCAAUAGCAGCUAUGAUGGUUCAAAGAAUGUCUCCAUUAGUACGUCAGAUUGAUUUUGCUCUUGAAUGGAUGUUAGUUGAAGCUGGAAAAGCUCUAUAUCGACAAGAUUAUAAACCACAAAAUGUUUAUAUUGUUCUUAAUGGUCGUGUUCGAAGUGUUUUAUUAGCGCAAGAUAAAAAACGGCGAGAACUGAUCGGUGAACAUGGUCGUGGAGAAAUGGUUGGUCUUAUUGAAGUCUUAAUGGAAAUGCCAAGACAAUCGACAACAAUUGCUGUUCGUGAUACUGAAUUAGCUGUUAUUCCAUCUGGAUUAUUGAAUUAUAUAAAAUGGCGUCAUCCACGUGUUGUUUCUCACUUGAUUCAUGUACUAUCACAAAAAAUCUACGGCACGAUGCAAAAUACAUUGACAAACAGCGUUGGUUUAGCGAUGCCAUUGACUGAUGAUGAAUUUCAAGAUCAAGCAACAGUAAUAAAUAAAAAUUUAUCAACUGUUGCAAUUGUUGCUGCAUCGGAUGAUGUUCCACUUGAUGCUUUUACUUGUGAACUUGUUCAUAGUCUUAUAGCUAUUGGUCCAACACUGCAUUUAACACAACAGUUGAUUAUUGAUCGUUUUGGUGUUAGUGCAUUUGAAAGUAUUAAUGACUAUCGUUUAAGUGCAUGGCUUGGUCAACAAGAAGAAUUACAUAGAAUUGUUGUCUACCAAUGUGAUAAACAAUUAACACCAUGGACUAAACGAUCACUUCGACAAGCUGACUGUAUACUUAUUGUUGGUAUUGGAUGGAAAGAAGCAGUUAAAGGAUCAGUGGAAAAAGAAAUUGAACGGAUAGCUGUACGAGCUCAAAAAGAACUGAUACUUCUACAUCGUAUGGGUAGUUUGAAGCCAAAGGGUACUGCUGAAUGGUUAAAAGAACGAAAUUGGUGUACAUUUCAUCAUCAUGUUCGAUGUCCACAACGUGUUUUUCAAAAUAUUAAUUUAGGAUGUUUGAAUGAUUAUACAGAUUUACUUGAACCAGAUCCAGAUCCAACAACUGACUUUGCUCGUAUGGCUCGGUUUCUAACUGGUACAGCUAUUGGUCUUGUUUUGGGUGGUGGUGGCGCGCGUGGUAUUGCACAUGUUGGCAUGAUUCAAGCCAUGCACGAAGCUGGUAUACCUAUUGACUUAAUUGGAGGAACAAGUAUAGGAGCAUUUAUGGGCGCUUUAUGGGCUGAUGAAUUAAAUGUCAACGGUUAUGUCGAUAGAGCAACACAUUGGUGCAAAAAAAUGACAUCUUUUUGGAGAAAGCUUCUUGAUUUAACGUAUCCAAUAACAAGCAUGUUUACAGGAGCUGCUUUUAAUGAAAUAAUUGAAGAAGCUUUGCUUGAUGUUCAAAUAGAAGAUUUAUGGAUUCCAUAUUUUUGUAUAACAACUGAUAUUUCAGCGUCUAAAAUGCGUGUACAUACAACAGGAUCAUUAUGGCGUUAUGUUAGAGCAUCAAUGAGUCUUUCAGGUUAUUUUCCUCCAUUAUGUGAUCCAAAUGAUGGACAUCUAUUACUUGAUGGCGGAUAUGUAAAUAAUUUACCGGCUGAUGUCAUGUAUAAACUUGGUGCACAUACUGUUCUUGCUGUUGAUGUUGGAGCACAAGAUGAACAGAAUUUUUAUAACUUUGGUGAUCAACUUUCUGGUUGGUGGCUUUUGUAUAAACGCUGGAAUAUUUGGUCAACACCUGUCAAGGUUCCUGAAUUAAGUGAAAUUCAAACUCGCCUUGCUUAUGUAUCAUGUCAACGUCAAUUAGAAAUAGUAAAAAAUUCAAAUUAUUGUGAAUAUUUACGUCCACCGAUUGAUCGUUAUCGAACAUUACAAUUUGGUUCUUUUGAUGAAAUUCGAGAGGUCGGUUAUCAUCAUGGAAAAGCUGUCUUUCAUGGUUGGUCAAAAUUAGAAUCAUAUGAUGCUGUUUUUCUUAAACAUAAACUUCAUUCAUCUCGAGAAAAACAAUUACGAUUACGUAAACAAGAAUCCGCAGGGACAAAAUUCAUUGAUCUAGCUGAAUUAAUUACACGUGUACGUGACGCACCGAAAGAUGAUUAUGACGAUGAUGACGAUAUGGAUGGUGAUGAUGCAGAUGAAAUCGAAACAACUAACACUGAAGAUUCACAUACGUCCAUUUCAAGUUAUACAAGACUUCGUCCAAGAAGAAUACCACGGUCCACUAGAGGAUGGCUUACUACUGUUGGCGGUGGUUUAAAACGUUAUAGAAGACGAGUACGAUUACGUUCUCGUCCUGAAACACCGCCUAUACUCAUUCAAGGAGAAAGUCGAAAUCUACUAAACGUGACAAACCCUAAUGAUGACAACUAA